Molecule: messenger RNA, 817 nt
Organism: Cariama cristata (Red-legged seriema)
Lineage: Eukaryota; Metazoa; Chordata; Aves; Cariamiformes; Cariamidae
Gene: YARS2
Product: tyrosyl-tRNA synthetase 2, mitochondrial
Exons: 4
Coding region: 1-654 (217 amino acids)
Biological process (GO): tyrosyl-tRNA aminoacylation
Cellular component (GO): mitochondrion; cytosol
Molecular function (GO): ATP binding; tyrosine-tRNA ligase activity; RNA binding
Source: RefSeq, a predicted model, not a curated record
AUGACAGGAACAGAUGUGUUUGGAAUUACUGUACCUCUUAUUACCAGUACUACUGGAGAUAAACUGGGAAAGACUGCUGGCAAUGCAGUUUGGCUAAACAGAGAUAAGACUUCUCCAUUUGAGCUAUAUCAGUUUUUUGUCAGACAACAAGAUAACAUAGUUGAAAAAUACCUGAAACUCUUCACCUUCCUUCCUCUUGAGGAGAUUGACCACAUCAUGGAAAUGCAUGCAAAAGAACCUGAAAAAUGGGGCCCUCAGAAACGACUUGCUGCAGAAGUAACCAAGCUUGUUCAUGGUAGAGAUGGGCUAGAAUCUGCUAAGAGGUGCACUAAGGCCCUUUAUCACAGCAGCCUGGAGGCAUUGGAAGCUAUGUCUGACCAAGAGUUACAGGAACUUUUUAGACAAGCUCCUUCAGCUGAAUUGAUGCUUGAACCUGGAAUGGAUGUUCUUGACUUGUGUCGCAAAGCAAAUGCCAUUCCAGAUGGACCUAGUGGGUACCAGAAAAUUACAAAUGGUGGAGUUUCAAUAAAUGGGAUUCGUGUAACUAAUCCUGAGACUGUUCUUAUUCUUGGACAGCAUAUUCUCAAGAAUGGAGUAUCGUUGCUUAGGAUUGGAAAGAAAAAUUACUACAUUAUAAAGUGGCUGCAGUUGUGACAAGAGAAUAUCUCCCUAAAAUGACGGAUCAUUUCAACUCUGUUGCUUGAAGAUGUACUCAACAAUGUUUCUAUACUGUGCAUUACUACGCAGCUCACAAACUGCCCAAUACCAUAGUUUCAUUCUGAAAAUACACCAACAGAGUUCAAAUAAAGGCAACUAA